CCUCUUUUCCAACUUUCCAGGUCAAACAGUCUACUCGCAAGGUGCGGCUGCGACGCCGGUACCUCUACUGAAUGCCAUGACGGAGGUCGGCAAGGCUGGCUCCAUGAAGGACAUCAAAGUGGUCCACAUGCACACGGAGAAAGACGCCGCGUAUGUCGCGCCUGAGUACAAGGACAUCUUCAGGUCGGUCUCUCUCUUCAUGGCGGCGAACGUCCGCAAGUCGGUCGCUGAAGGCCGCUCGGACGCCAUCCCGAUCUUCCUCCAGGACAUCCCCAAACUGUUCCACAGGAAGAUCAUCCAGCCCGACAUCGCUGUCAUCCAGGUGUCUCCCCCAGACCAGCACGGCUACUGCAGCCUGGGGACCUCGGUGGACUGUGUCAGGUCGGCGCUGGUCAACUCCAAGACUAUCAUCGCACAAGUAAACGUCAACAUGCCGCGUACCUUCGGCGACGCCAUCAUCCAUAUGUCGCACAUCGACUAUGCUGUGAGCGAUAACACGCCGCUGCCGGAACACGGGGGAAAAGGCGCCAGCCCUGAAGAGAUCAAGAUCGGACAGCUGAUUGGAGAGAAUCUGGUGGAAGAUGGAGCCACUUUGCAGAUGGGAAUCGGCAGCAUCCCGGACGCGGUGCUGUCCUGCCUGAAGAACCACAAGGACCUCGGCAUCCACUCGGAGAUGUUCAGCGUGGGCGUCAUCGACCUCGUGCGCCGCGGCUGCGUCACUAACAACAAGAAGAAAAAUCACAAGGGACGCAUUGUGGGCAGUUUCCUGGUCGGCAACAAGGAGUUGUACGAUUUCGUGGACAACAACCCCUUCAUUGAAAUGUUGGAGAUCGACUAUGUGAACAAUACGCACAUCGUGUCUCUACAGCCGACCAUGACGGCCAUCAACUCCUGCAUCGAGGUGGACCUCACCGGCCAGGUCUGCGCCGACUCCAUCGGAACCCGUAUGUACUCGGGUUUCGGUGGUCAGGUGGACUUCAUCCGCGGCGCGGCGGAGGCGGUGGACGGGCGCGGCAAGCCCGUCAUCGCGCUCGUGUCCACCACUCGCAAGGGCGAGUCCAAGAUCGUGCCCACGCUCAAAGUCGGUGCCGGAGUAGUGACAACCAGAGCACACGUCCACUACGUGGUCACAGAACAAGGUAUCGCAUACCUCUUCGGCAAGACUCUCCGUCAAAGGGCCUACGAACUCAUCAAGAUCGCUCAUCCAGACCACCGCGAAGCCCUCGAAAAAGCCGCCUUUGAACGCCUCAAGUGCAUGCCUGCACCUUGAAAGAAAAAACACUCAAAACCCACGCCCCAAGCCGCAACCUUAAAUUAAAAAAAAACAAAAUGUGUUGUCAACGAAAAAAUCCUACUACUUUAGUAGUUUUUAGCAAUAAGCGUAACUGUUGUAGCCUACUCUGCCGCAGUGGGCGUUGUAUAGUAUUUUAUUUGUAAGUAUUAUGACAAAUUCCGUAUGCAUUUCGUUAUUGGCAGAUGUUUGUUAAUGCUAGAGUCUUUACUAGUUACCUAGUCGUUCGAUAGCUGGAAAUGCCUUAUACACGUCAAUAGUAAAAAUAGUCUAAGCAAUGAAAAUAGUAAAAAAUAGUG
Molecule: messenger RNA, 1590 nt
Organism: Ostrinia furnacalis (Asian corn borer)
Lineage: Eukaryota; Metazoa; Arthropoda; Insecta; Lepidoptera; Crambidae
Product: 4-hydroxybutyrate coenzyme A transferase
Exons: 9
Coding region: 77-1270 (397 amino acids)
Biological process (GO): acetate metabolic process
Cellular component (GO): mitochondrion
Molecular function (GO): acetate CoA-transferase activity
Source: RefSeq, a predicted model, not a curated record